CUUAGACGCGAAAACGCGAAAACAUUCGAACUCAAUAAGGCGAUAUCACAACCAGUUGUAGCAAUGAUGUAGCAAUAUGAAAUUGUUUUCAUCUAUAUACAUUGUUACGACGAAGCAUUUUUUGCAUGUAAAACAAAUGAAUAUAUAUUUGUAAAAACGAAUGCUAGUAUACUAAUGAUUUUGUAGAAAGUGUCAAAUAGUCAGGUUAAGUUAGCCGAAUAUGGAAGCGUCAUUGCACCGGCGCUAAAGUUUGUUAUUGUCGUAUCGUAUUGAUUAUUGCUGUCGACCGUGUUUUAAAGAGAUACCGACAACGAUUUCGAGUGAAAACAAAUGAAUAAUCAGCAAGAAAGAAGUAAGAAAAGAUUAAAAAUCUCGUCCAUGCAGAAAAACAUUCACUGUGUUCUUGAUAAUUACAAUUCCACCGUAUUUCUUACUCGAAAGCGGCAGGUAACAGACUGGCAAAUGAAGGCUGAUCUAUAAUAGAAGUCACAUGCUUGUCUUUUAUUAACAAGUACAUAUCUAGUAUUAUAAAUUUAAAAAUAUGGAUGCUGCCACUGAAUCAGAACUUAUAGACAAACUAGUGAAAGAAGCUGAAAGUUUAAAAAUACGACUGGAAGAAGAACGACAGAAAUUGAAUGAUAUUACUCUUGCCAGUGUUGCGGAUAGGCUUGAAGCAAUCAACUGUACCAAUGUGAAACCACGACGUGUUUUAAAAGGUCAUCAAGCAAAAGUCCUUUGUUCAGAUUGGUCGCCUGAUAAACGGCAUAUUGUGUCCUCUUCGCAGGAUGGCAAGAUGAUAAUAUGGGAUGCAUUUACAACAAACAAAGAACAUGCUCUUACUAUGCCAACAACUUGGAUUAUGGCUUGCGCUUAUGCUCCAAGUGGUACUCUUGUUGCAUGCGGAGGACUGGAUAAUAAAGUUACUGUAUAUCCUCUGAGCCAAGAAGACGACGUGUCAACGCGCAAAAAAACUGUCGCUACACACACAUCUUAUAUGUCAUGUUGCGUGUUUCCCAAUAGCGAUCAACAAAUUUUAACUGGUAGCGGAGAUAGCACGUGCGCUUUGUGGGAUGUAGAGAGUGGACAACUGUUACAAAGCUUUCUUAGGCAUUCCAGCGAUGUUAUGUCUAUUGAUUUAGCACCAAGCGAAACCGGUAAUACAUUUGUUUCCGGUAGUUGCGAUAAAAUGGUUCUGAUAUGGGAUAUGCGCACUGGUCAAUGUGUUCAAAGUUUCGAAGGACAUCAGUCUGAUGUUAAUUNGCUUUUUUUAUGGUAA
Messenger RNA from Megalopta genalis, 1276 nucleotides. The record is from RefSeq and is a predicted model, not a curated record. NCBI's taxonomy places the organism in Eukaryota, Metazoa, Arthropoda, Insecta, Hymenoptera, Halictidae.